UCGAAUCUGAGAUUUCUCUGCUCUCUCAAAGUCUCGUGGAGGGUAAGAUUCAACACUAGUUACUCAUAAUUGAGUUUUGUAUUGGAUCGAAGGGAGGGAGGAUGUUUCGAGUUUCUGUUGACUCUGUAAUUGAAUUGAAUUUCUCACUUGGAACCAGUACAACACCUCCAUAAUGGGUAAACUAUCAUCAUCAUCAUACCACCUCUCUCUUUUUUGGUCAUAAUGCUAGGUUUGAUUUCUAAUCAAUUCAACAUACCCCUCAAAAUAGGAGGAAUUGAACAAUUGCCACUUUCCUCGAUGACCAGGUCCUUGCUCCACCUAUUUUCUUACUAAUAAUACCACAAAAAAACAUGGAUGACAACUUAAUUCAUCCUUAUUCUCAAUUUUGUUUUUUCUUCUUUACUGUUGGAGAAAUUGCAAGGAAAACCCACCCCCUCUAAAGAUAGAGGAUUAUGCAAUUAAUGAAUAAAAACCAAAAAUGACAUUUUUCAGUUCACUGUUUUCAUCUCUAGACUAGACUAGGAUCACUGCUUAUGGGCACUCAACCUCCUACAAAAAGGGAUAGGGUAGGGCUCUUGAUUUCUGUUUCAUGUCACACUCAUCCAUUCGUCAUCUUUCUUUCUUUAUCCUUACAUACAUAUCCAUCUGCAUCACAGUAUUAGUCUUUUUGUAAUCUCAUUGCAUUAUUAGUCUUUUUGUAAGUUUGAGUAGUUUUGAGAGAAAUAAGAAAUGGAUGAGCAGAAGCAAAUAGUGCUGGUUGGAAUGGAUUUUGAUGCAGAGACAAAGGAUGAGAGGAAUUUGGAAACAAUCAAACAAGAGCAAUGGGUGAAUGAUUCGUCCGUGGAUCAUAAGGGAAGGCGCCCUCUUAGAGCCUCUACUGGUGUUUGGAAAGCCGCUCUUUUUAUCAUUGCAAUUGAGUUUGGUGAAAGGUUAAGUUACUUUGUGAUUUCAACAAAUCUCAUCGUGUAUCUCACCAAAGUGGUUCAUCAAGAUCUCAAGACAGCAGCUAAAAACGUCAACUAUUGGUCCGGAGUAACCACCAUGAUGCCUCUCCUUGGUGGGUUUCUAGCCGAUGCUUACUUUGGCAGGUUCUCCAUGGUUCUAAUUUCAUCAACAAUCUAUGUCUUGGGUUUAAUACUGCUGACAAUGUCAGAGCUCAUCCCUGGCCUAAAGCCUUGUGACGUUGUCAUGAAUGGUAGCAGUAAAACUACAAUGUGCCAGCAUAGAUCACCGAAGGUUCAUGAGGUGGUCUUCUUCAUUGCAAUCUACUUGAUCUCUAUAGGUACAGGUGGUCACAAGCCGUCAUUGGAAAGUUUCGGAGCAGAUCAAUUUGAUGAAAAUCAUGCACAAGAGAGGAAGAAGAAGAUGUCUUACUUCAACUGGUGGAAUUUUGGUCUCUGUAGUGGACUAAUCCUAGGUGUCACCGUGGUAGCUCACAUCCAACAGAAAAUUAGCUGGGCCGCUGGUGAUAUUAUUAUCACUGUUGUUAUGAUUGCCACCAUCGCGGUGUUCUGUGCUGGGAGGCCAUUUUACCGGUACAGAAAAUCCAAGCAGGGGAGUCCCCUGACCCCAAUGAUUCAGGUUAUAGUAGCUGCCAUCAGCAAGAAAAAUCUUCCUUAUCCUUCAAAUCCUGCCCAGUUAUAUGACGAGAUAAACCAUCCAACACCUCUACCACAGACUGACAAGUUCAGAUUUCUCGACAAAGCUGCAAUAGUUGAAGAGAGCAUUAAGGAAGAAAUUCAGAAAGCUGUACCAACGAUUUCAACCCAAAGAAAGAUCCAUAGAAAUCCCUGGAGACUAGCAACAGUUACGAGCGUAGAGGAACUGAAGCUUCUUCUAAACAUGAUUCCCAUUUGGUUGACAACAUUGACAUUUGGCAUAUGUUUAGCACAGGCAACAACAUUCUUCAUCAAGCAAGGUACCCAUAUGAACCGGAAGAUUGGCAGUAGAGGAUUCGAGCUGCCACCAGCAUCAACCUAUUGUCUGGCAGCCAUUGGAAUGAUACUCUCCAUAUGUUUCUACGACAGGAUUCUAGUACCCAGGCUGAGAAAAGCCACGGGGAAUGAGAGAGGUAUCAAUAUCCUGCCAAGGAUAGGUAUUGGCAUGGUGAUGACUAUGUUGGCAAUGGUAAUUGCGGCUUUGGUGGAAAGGAAAAGGUUAUCUGUUACACAUAGUUCGUCAGGAAAGACAUUGAUGAGUGUGUUCUGGUUAGCACCUCAGUUCUUGGUAUUUGGUAUUGGAGAUGGUUUUGCUCUAGUAGGUCUGCAAGAAUACUUCUACAGCCAAUCACCAGAGAGCAUGAGAAGCUUGGGCAUUGCGUUGUAUCUCAGUGUGCUUGGAGUUGCAGAUUUUCUCAGCAGUAUACUUAUAACAGUUGUCGAUCAAUUAAGCGGAAUGAAUGGAAGGAGUAGCUGGUUUGGAAAGGACAUGAAUGAGAGUAGAAUAGAUAACUUCUACUGGCUAUUGGCAGGUAUGAACGGUAUGAAUUUGAUUGUGUACACAUUGUUGGCCAGGAAGUAUACUUACAAGAACAGCAUCAAAAACAAGAUCAACAAUACUAGUAGUAACGAUAAUGUCUAAGAGUACUGCCAUUUGUUUCCAUGUAAUGGCAUAUAUUGGCUGCAGCAGGUAGUAGGUUAUAACUUUAUAUUUCAGAUAUUUCCGCCGAGGGUUCUCUUGAUAUUGGUAGUAGGUAAGCUUGGCUUCUCAUAUCAUUUCUUGUGGAGUGUUGCAAGAUUUGGUUAGAUUGAGAAAAUGAAGUUAUUUUCUGACUGCAGGCAUAGGCUUCUUCAACCUCAGCUCUUUAAAUAUUAUUACAGCGAUAGAAAGACUGGAUAAGAGAGAAAUUUCUGUUUGAUUUAGCCGGUGCAACAAUUAGAAGUAGUCAUUUUGGUUGCACUUGGUGCAUUUGCAAUUUUUCUGACAUUUUAAAAGCUUUGUACAAAAUUCUACCUUCUUACUUAUAUUUAUCUAUCAACUGAAUUGUAUUUCUGGUGACUUAUUUGCUUUUAACUUUAA
Papaver somniferum (opium poppy) is the source of this 3018-nucleotide messenger RNA. Its product is annotated as protein NRT1/ PTR FAMILY 5.6-like. Gene Ontology annotation, biological process: dipeptide transport; transmembrane transport. Bases 730 to 2580 code for a protein of 616 amino acids. Lineage: Eukaryota; Viridiplantae; Streptophyta; Magnoliopsida; Ranunculales; Papaveraceae. The transcript has 5 exons. The record is from RefSeq and is a predicted model, not a curated record. Gene Ontology annotation, cellular component: membrane. Gene Ontology annotation, molecular function: tripeptide transmembrane transporter activity; dipeptide transmembrane transporter activity.